Messenger RNA from Babjeviella inositovora NRRL Y-12698, 2060 nucleotides. It is a transcript of the gene DCW1, whose product is annotated as putative mannan endo-1,6-alpha-mannosidase. The coding region runs from base 234 to 1574 and encodes 446 amino acids. Gene Ontology annotation, biological process: carbohydrate catabolic process; fungal-type cell wall biogenesis; budding cell bud growth. NCBI's taxonomy places the organism in Eukaryota, Fungi, Ascomycota, Pichiomycetes, Serinales. The transcript has a single exon. The record is from RefSeq and is a predicted model, not a curated record. Gene Ontology annotation, molecular function: mannan endo-1,6-alpha-mannosidase activity.
UCUCGGUGGAUUUAGGCCUUCCUUAGUCUUUGAGUUAUUCUUAGCAUCAGUCACGUGCUCAACGCGCACACCGAAAAUAGAAAACAUGAUGCAUUACAUAAGCGCACACUUUUGCGGAUCAAGCGAAUAUUUUGACACCACUCUUCUUCCCAUCCAUUAGACGAGCAGCCUUUAGUCGCACAAGUCGUGGUAUAUCGUCUCUUGCUACCACUCUUACCUUGGAUAUCUUUACCAUGAGGCUUACUUCCCUCGCGACGCUUGCUACGCUCGCGACAUUUGCUAGCGCCUUGACGUUAGACAUCACCAGCUACGCUUCCAUUCAGCAAGCUACUUCCCUCUUAACCGUCGGGUUGAUGGACUACUAUGAUGGCUACAAGUACGGAGGAACGCCCGGGAUGUUCACCAGCCCGUACUAUUGGUGGGAGGCGGGCGGAGCCAUGGGUUCCAUGAUCGACAACUGGUUUUUGCUCCAGAACGACACCUACGAAGCCACGAUCAAAGAGGCUUUGUUGUUCCAGGUUGGGACGAAUUGGGACUACAUCCCGUUGAACCAAUCCACGACGGAAGGUAACGAUGAUCAGGCCUUCUGGGGCAUCGCGGUAAUGGGCGCGGUCGAGCGGAAUUUCACCAAUCCAGGUGCCGAUGAGCCCAGCUGGUUGUAUUUGGCCCAGGCAGUCUUCAACACUAUGGCUUCGCGCUGGGACUCGAGUAACUGCGGCGGUGGCUUGAGAUGGCAAAUUUUCCAGUGGAACUCGGGCUAUGACUACAAGAAUACGGUCUCUAACGGAGCGCUUUUCCAUAUGGGUGCGCGGUUGGCCAGGUACACGCAGAAUGAAACAUACGUUGAUUGGUGCGAAAAGGUCUGGGAUUGGCUUGUGGAUGUCCAGUUCUUGACCCAGGGUCAAUGGUGGGCGGUGUAUGAUGGCGCUGACAUCGAUGUUAAUUGUACGGAUGUGGUAAAGUUGCAAUGGACCUAUAACGUCGGUUUGUUGCUCGCAGGCACGGCUUACCUCUACAACCACACGGAAGAUGAGAUAUGGUUGAACCGUACCCUGGAGUUGCUCCAUGGUACUACUGUCUUUUUCAACAACUCGGUGAUGUUCGAGGUGGCGUGUCAGGGCUCGGGAAACUGCAACAACGAUCAGCGGUCGUUCAAGGCGUACUUCUCGCGCUUCCUCGGCUUGACCUCGAUCAUGGUUCCAUCCACCAAUGCCAUCAUCAGACCGCUACUCGAAGCGUCUGCCAAGGCCGCAGCUCAGAGUUGUUCCGGGGGAACUGAUGGCCACACGUGUGGGCUAGACUGGUCCCACGUGGGCUGGGACGGCUAUUACGGAUUGGGCGAGCAGAUGGCGGCGUUGGAGGUCAUCCAGAAUUUGUUGAUUACCGAUAGACCGGCACCGUACACCGCGACCAAUGGCGGGUCGUCUGUGGGGAAUGGUAACGCGGGAAUGACGUCCGGGAGAACAGCGCAAUCACCGUUGGAUCUUUCUGCAGGUGAUACUGCCGGCGGGAGUAUUAUUACCGCUGUGAUUGCUAUUUCAAUCAUUGGGGGUGGGGUCUGGUUGGUGCUUUAGCUUGGAAUCGCGUCAGUGAUUUUAUUUUUUUUCAGCGCAUGGAAAGCCCGAAAGGUGGUUUCUCAAGUUGCUAGACUAAUAUUUCUGUACACAUAACUAUACUAUGUUGCGUACGUUGGAGUGUGAGUAGAUUGCCCCAGGGAGAUCCAACUGAGCUGAAGUGUUUAUCAUACAUGGCCUCUGGUCACACAGGGGUUGCUAGAUUAUCCUGGCUUACCUUCGGCGAUGCUUACUUUUUUUGGGCUAAAAGCUCUAUGAUAGACAUAGGGGUAUUUUCAAGUCAUAGGAUCGCCCUUUCUGUAAUUAUCGUAUGUAUAUCGUGGAAAGCAUAAGCAUCGAGAAGAUCGAUUGAGGUGGAGCUUGGGACUUGUACUCUUGAAAUCUCCAGAGAGUUCGAGCUAUUUCUAGUUUCGUUAGAACUCCUUACGAUCUUUCCCAAAUUUGGAAGUAGUCCAGCAGUAUAUUUCAAAUCUAUGUAAUGAACCC